AACAGGUUUCAUGACAAAAAGAUGUCCUUCCUUUUCUACCAAGUAUGUCAACCUUGCUACAAUUAAUUUCCUUUUUUAAUAUAAUUUGAUUAGAUCUGAUAUCGAUCCUUUUGAGAUGCUUCCUCGAUUCGUCGCGCGGGAAGGAGAUCCGGUAAUACUUUAUUCAUGGUUUCUAAGGUAUGCAUGUAUCACAUUCAUGCAAAUAACAUAUAUAUUCAAUCAUGCAACACGUGGUAGGUGGCUGGUGGCUUAUGGUGAGUAUCUGUAUAUAUACGUUCAUCAACCGCGUCCAAAUCAAAAAUCCCCUCCAGUUAGCAAAAAUGCCUUCACUAGUUGCUGAAGCAUUCCAAGCCAAUGGCGCAGAACCCUUGAACCUGAAGCCCAUUUUCUGUGCCUCAGGCAUCAAGGGCAAGCGAGUGACUGCGUUGUCAGCAGAAAAAAAUGGCCUCACUGAUUUCAUUCAAAGAAUCAUUGCUGACAAACCAGACAUCGACACACCAUUCAGCGUCCUCGAUUUGGGGGUCGUCAUGGGCCUGAUGGACCAAUGGGCCUGCAAGCUCCCCACGGUCCAGCCCUUCUACGCCGUCAAGUGCAACCCAAACCUCUCCCUCAUCGGUGCGCUCGCUGCGCUCGGCUCCAGCUUCGACUGCGCCAGCAAAGCCGAGAUCGAAUCCGUUCUCUCCCUCGGAGUCUCACCCGACAGAAUCAUCUAUGCAAACCCAUGCAAAUCCGAGUCACACAUCAGAUACGCCGCCUCCGUAGGCGUCAACGUCACAACCUACGACUCCAUAGACGAGGUCGAGAAAAUCCGAAAAUGCCACCCCACGUGCGAGUUGCUCCUCCGCAUUAAACCCCCGCAAGACAGCGGAGCGCGAACCAGCUUGGGCCUCAAAUACGGCGCGCUUCCCGAGGAAGUCGAUGAGCUUCUCCAAGCUGCUCACGAGGCGGGGCUCAAGGUGACCGGCGUGUCCUUCCACAUUGGUAGCGGCGGAGCCGACACGCGAGCCUACCACGGAGCCAUAUCCGCCGCUAAAAACGUCUUCGAAUCGGCUUCUCGGCUCGGCUUGCCCAGAAUGGGCGUCCUCGACAUCGGCGGCGGCUUCACCUCUGGGCCGUCGUUCGAAGCCGCGGCUUUGAAAAUAAACGCCGCGAUUGAAGGCAGCUUCGGGAAGGAGGAGGGGCUGGUGGUGAUUGGCGAGCCGGGUCGUUAUUUCGCGGAAACGGCUUUCACGUUGGCGACGAGAGUUAUUGGAAAGCGCGUCAGGGGGGACGUGAGGGAGUAUUGGAUUGACGAUGGGAUUUACGGAACUCUUAAUAACAUCGUGUUUGAUUACGCUACCGUCACGUGCAUGCCACUCGCGUGCACCUCGAAACCGGAGAAUCCUACAUGCUGCAGGGAUUUGAAUUUGAAGACUUACCCUAGCACCGUGUUUGGACCCACAUGCGAUUCUAUUGAUACGGUUCUGAGGGAUUACCAGCUCCCGGAACUGCAAGUGAACGAUUGGCUUGUGUUCCCGAACAUGGGUGCCUAUACGACGUCGUCCGGGACUAACUUCAAUGGGUUUAGCUCCUCAGCCAAGUCCAUAUUCCUUGCAUGUUCGAGCCCGGAACACACCAUGUUCUAAUCAAUACAAAUCCCAAACUAUCCCUUGCUCAAUGUACUUACUUAUUUUAUUAUCAACUUGUCUCUCUUUUGGUUUCGGAAACUCAAUAAUGGCGGAAUGGCUGCUCGUGGACGCCGCGUGGUUUCUCUCUUGAUUGUAUUACUACUAUCUUUUUCUUUUCAUUUAUAUUUUCUAAUUUGGAGACACCUACGUACCUUUUGAUAUUCGAAAUAAAAUUUCGUUUAUUGUUGAUACUA
Messenger RNA from Glycine soja, 1861 nucleotides. RefSeq names its product ornithine decarboxylase-like. The transcript has a single exon. Gene Ontology annotation, cellular component: cytoplasm. NCBI's taxonomy places the organism in Eukaryota, Viridiplantae, Streptophyta, Magnoliopsida, Fabales, Fabaceae. The coding region runs from base 222 to 1625 and encodes 467 amino acids. The record is from RefSeq and is a predicted model, not a curated record. Gene Ontology annotation, molecular function: ornithine decarboxylase activity.